Messenger RNA from Tympanuchus pallidicinctus (lesser prairie-chicken), 4109 nucleotides. It is a transcript of the gene PRICKLE1, whose product is annotated as prickle planar cell polarity protein 1. Gene Ontology annotation, molecular function: zinc ion binding. The record is from RefSeq and is a predicted model, not a curated record. NCBI's taxonomy places the organism in Eukaryota, Metazoa, Chordata, Aves, Galliformes, Phasianidae. The transcript has 8 exons. The coding region runs from base 186 to 2684 and encodes 832 amino acids.
CGGGCGCGGGGCUCGGCCACUCGUAGCGGGCGCGGGGCGCGGCGAGGUUCCCGGCUCGUCUUCUUCCGCGCCGCCUCUCUGCUGUCAAUGCGCGCUGCUGCGGCCCCCACCCGGGAGCGCGUCGCCGCGGCUCGGAGAUCGACUGCUUGAUGAACUGCAGCUGAAACACUGAACGGCUCACACUUAUGUCCCUGGAGAUGGAGCCCAAAGCUAACAAUCUUGUCUUUGCGUGUCAGCGAAGCUCAACAUCAGAUGACGACUCUGGCUGUGCCCUGGAAGAAUAUGCCUGGGUCCCACCAGGCCUCAGACCAGAGCAGGUACAGCUGUAUUUUGCCUGCCUGCCAGAGGAGAAGGUCCCUUAUGUUAACAGCCCCGGAGAGAAGCACAGGAUUAAACAACUUCUCUAUCAGCUGCCACCCCACGAUAAUGAGGUGAGAUACUGCCAGUCCUUAAGCGAAGAAGAAAAGAAAGAACUGCAGAUGUUCAGUUCUCAGCGCAAAAAAGAGGCACUGGGACGAGGCACUAUUAAACUCCUCUCGAGAGCAGUGAUGCAUGCAGUCUGUGAACAGUGUGGUACAAAAAUAAAUGGCGGUGAAGUUGCAGUUUUUGCCUCGAGAGCUGGCCCUGGUGUGUGCUGGCAUCCAUCAUGCUUUGUGUGCUUCACGUGUAAUGAGCUCCUCGUUGACCUCAUCUACUUCUACCAAGAUGGAAAAAUUCACUGCGGCAGACACCAUGCUGAACUACUUAAGCCUCGAUGCUCAGCCUGCGAUGAGAUAAUUUUUGCUGAUGAGUGUACAGAAGCUGAAGGCCGCCACUGGCACAUGAAACACUUCUGUUGCCUCGAGUGUGAAACAAUCCUGGGUGGGCAGAGAUACAUCAUGAAGGAUGGGCGCCCAUUCUGCUGUAGCUGUUUUGAAUCUCUUUAUGCAGAAUACUGUGAGACCUGUGGGGAGCACAUUGGUGUUGACCAUGCUCAGAUGACCUAUGAUGGACAGCACUGGCACGCUACAGAGACUUGCUUUUCUUGUGCUCAGUGCAAGACCUCUUUGCUUGGCUGCCCUUUCCUUCCAAAGCAAGGGCAGAUCUACUGUUCAAAAACCUGCAGCUUGGGUGAAGAUGUUCACGCCUCCGAUUCCUCUGAUUCAGCAUUCCAGUCUGCUCGAUCGAGAGAUUCCAGGAGGAGCAUUCGCAUGGGAAAAAGCAGCCGCUCGGCUGACCAGUGCCGCCAGUCUCUCCUCCUGUCCCCAGCCCUCAAUUAUAAAUUUCCUGGUCUUUCAGGCAAUGCUGACGAUACGCUUUCUCGUAAGCUGGAUGAUUUAAGCCUUUCAAGGCAAGAGGCAAGCUUUGUUAACGAAGACUUCUGGAAAGGAAGGGUAGAGCAAGAAAUGCCUGAAGACCCUGAAGAAUGGGCUGAACAUGAAGACUACAUGACUCAACUUCUUCUGAAGUUUGGUGACAAAAGCCUUUUCCAGCAACCUGCUGAAGUAGAGAUUAGAUCAAGUGAGCACUGGAUUUCUGAUAGCAUGGUCAAGAGCAAGUUGGACUUGAAAAAAAAUAACCCAAGCCUAGCAAGUAAGAAAUAUCAAUCAGACAUGUACUGGGCCCAGUCGCAAGAUGGUUUGGGUGACUCUGCGUAUGGCAGCCAUCCAGGCCCUGCCAGCAGCAGAAAAAUCCAGGAGCUGGAGUUGGAACAUGGGGCAUCAGGAUACAAACAUGACCAGACACCUUGGUAUGGAGGUUCGCUUGAAUGUUUGUCUGAUCUGAAGCAGCAAGAACAAAGCGUUCGGGACUCGAUGGAUUCCUUGGCUUUGUCAAACAUAACAGGGGCGUCAAUGGAUGGAGAAGGCAAGCCACGGCCAUCUCUCUAUUCUUUGCAAACUUUCCAAGAACUGGAGGUAGAGGACUGUGAGAAGAUGAGCAACAUGGGAACUCUGAACUCUUCAAUGCUCCAUCGGAGCACAGAGUCUUUGAAGAGUCUGAGCUCAGAGCUGUGCCAGGAAAAAGCAUUACCAGAGGAAAAGCCAGCGCAUGUGCCUGUACUGAGAAGAUCUAAAUCCCAGUCUAGACCACAGCAAGUCAAGUUUUCAGAUGAUGUUAUUGAUAAUGGAAGCUACGAGAACGUUGAAAUUCGACAACCUCCAAUGAGUGAACGGACUCGUAGGCGCGUUUAUCAUUUUGAAGAACGUGGAAAUCGACCUUCUCAUCACCGCAGAAGAAGUAGGAAAUCUCGUUCAGACAAUGCACUUAAUUUGGCCACAGAAAGAAGAUACUCUCCAAAAGAGAGGUUUCGUUAUUACUCGCCUCAGGAUCAUGACAAAUUUAUUCAAAAUAAAAGCUCACGUGAGUUUCGGGCCUAUAUUCAAAAUGCAGAGCUGUACGGCCAGUAUGCCCAUACUAGUUCUGAUUAUGCACUGAGGAAUCAGGCGGUUGAUAAAUUUUUUGGAUUAUAUGGUGAGGAAGAUGACUCCUGGUGCUCAACUUCAUCCUCGUCAUCAGAUUCUGAAGAGGAAGGGUAUUUCCUCGGACAGCCAAUUCCGCAGCCACGGUCACUGAGAUACCCGUACUACACAGAUGACCUUUCUGGUCCAACUAAUGCGUUAUCUAGUUCUCAGUUCGGACAAAGGACAACCAAAUCAAAGAAGAAGAAGAGGGGACACAAAGGGAAAAAUUGCAUCAUUUCUUAACUUGUUUUAACAGUGGGGAAGACCAGUCAACUCUAGCAACAGUUUGAACCACAUCUUUUUAUAUUAAUAAUUGUACUUAGGCAAGUUGCUGAGGUUCUUAAUGCUUUGCCAGUUUAACUGAUAACCCAUUCAGUUUACGUUGUGAAAGUAAAGUAACAUUGAGAAAUGUCACAAUGCCAAACGAUGAUCUGUUCAGAUUUCGCUAGGUUUACAUACUGUGUUUCAGCUGUCAAAAUAUUGUUGCUGCGUUCUUGAUACAGACUUCUGUAGACUUUACUUUACGCUCUCUAUUCACCCACAUUCAGUUACCUGAGAGAGAGGAUUCGGUGAAGAUCAAUAAAUAAAACUGUCAGACCUGUACUGUAGCUGUACAUACCCGUACGUGGUGAUACUCAACUUCUCUCCAUCAAACAGAGGGCUACAGACAGCGCCCUCUCCUCAUCGAUAGAACUCAUUCUUCCUCUUUGAUGUUUCCCUACAAAAACUGGAAUUAUUAUUAUUAUUUUUUUUUUAACUGACUUAGGAAGAAGCUGCUUUUCCAUAGAUUCCCCCAUUAAGGUGUGAAAAAUCGGACUGUGGGAGCUGAAAUGCUUGAGGCCUUGAUGCAUCCUAAAGCAGCAGUAAAGGGUUUACAUGUUUAACUUCUAUGUUUUUCCUUCCAGUUUUUGUUGUUUUUUAAAAUAACUCCAUCCUGUGUUGGUUUGGUUUUUUUUUGUGCCUGUUAAAAGGAAGAUAUUAAUUCAGCUGUUGGAAUUGGACUUGACUGCCAGUGAGCAGUGAUGGCUUUUAUGUCAUUUCCUCCGCAACAAAGCACUGAAAGAGAAAGGUACAAAUGGUGGGAUCCUUUGCUCAGGCACAUAACCCCAUUUAAGUCAAUGAAUCUACUUACAUAACAAACAGUUUCAUAAGGGCUUAAAGGAUUAGGCUCCAAAAUUCUGUCUUUUCAAAUGUAUUAUCCAGGUUUUAAAACGUAUUAGUUGCAAUUCUAAAUCAAAAAAAUUGCUAUUUAUGACGUAGUAUUUCAUAGGCUUAAAUGUAUUCAUAAUUUAACAGUGCAAAUACGAAUGUACAUAUUGUACAGUUAAGAUUUUUAAAAGCUGAAUAUUUUUAUAUCCCUGAAUUUGAAGAAGUUUGUUACGAUAUCGAACUAGAUUUGUUAGGGGUUUAACAGCAGCAUUAUGGAUGAAAUAGUGCUUGUAUUUUAGUCAGGGAGUUUAAAAAUAUUGAAAAAUGUUUAGUGCAAAACAGCUUAAUUUUGUCUACUAGGUAUUGAAAGCUCUGUAUGCAUGGUGGGGCUCUGUAAAUACUCUCCAAACUAUGGCCCUCUUAAUCUUGCAAGUGUUAUUUAUGGGUCAAGCAAAAUGUAAACUAUAUAAAUGUAAAAACCACACAAGCCUGGAAUAUAUCAGUACAACAAAUACCCAA